Messenger RNA from Nicotiana tabacum (common tobacco), 642 nucleotides. RefSeq lists its product as uncharacterized. Gene Ontology annotation, molecular function: nucleic acid binding; RNA-DNA hybrid ribonuclease activity. NCBI's taxonomy places the organism in Eukaryota, Viridiplantae, Streptophyta, Magnoliopsida, Solanales, Solanaceae. The record is from RefSeq and is a predicted model, not a curated record.
AUGGCAGAAUAUGAAGCAUGCAUCCUUGAGCUAAAGAUGGUAGUCGACAUGACCAUCAAGGAGCUUCUGGUCAUAGGAGAUUUGAAUUCACUGAUAAACCAAGUUCAAGGCGAAUCAACAAGCAAGAAUGUCAUGAUCAUUCCAUAUUUGCACUGCGUAAAAGAGUUGUGUAAUAAGUUUACCAAGAUUGAGUUCAAACAUGUUCCCAGAAUCCAGAAUAAGUUCGCCGACACUCUUACAACCUUGUCAUCUAUGAUCCAACAUCCAGAUAAGAAUUACAUCGGCCCCAUCGAGAUAGAGGUUCGAGAUCAACAUGCAUACUAUUUCCAUGUAGAUGAAGAGCCAGAUGGUAAGCAGUGGUAUUACGACAUCCAAAGGUUACUCAAAGCAAGAGAAUACCUAGAAAAUUCCUCCAGCAGUCAGAAGCGAGUGUUAAGAAAACUAACAAAUUACUUUUUCCUUAAUGGGAAAGUCCUGUACAGAAGGACCCAUGACGUGGGUCUAUUAAGAGCCAAUGUUGCUAGGGGAUGGGGCAUAGGCAGAGGCAGAGGCCAAGGAGAAGCACAUGAUACCGUUAUAGCACCUUCCAGAGUAGACAUUGAGGAGCCACCAGUAACUCCGGUUGGGGAGCAGGUGGCUUAG